This is a messenger RNA of Drosophila obscura, 1298 nucleotides long. RefSeq lists its product as uncharacterized. Lineage: Eukaryota; Metazoa; Arthropoda; Insecta; Diptera; Drosophilidae. The record is from RefSeq and is a predicted model, not a curated record.
CGGGACGUGGGGUGGCAGAGUUGCCAGUGGGCCUGCAGUUCGCUUUUCCUACACUGCAAAAUAUUCGAUAAGUAUUUCGCAAAGUGCCAAAACACCACUCACACACUUCUCGCUUCUGAGAAACAGAAGUACGAACGGACGAACAGAGUGAAAAUUAGUACCGUUAGGCUCUGUUGUCAGUCGAAUGCAAGAAUGAAAGCCUGAGAGGCAAAAACACAGCCACGACACGGACGAGCAUCGCGCGGGGACACGAAGGCUAGCGACAGCGCCAGACCAGACAGAGACGGCGCACUCACAGGAUCUGCAGCAACCUCAACCACUCCAACACUGAAUUUUCCUUAAACAACGAAUUUUUACCAAAAAUGAUGCUCUCGAAUUGCACACAGAUACGUCUAGUCACACACACUAAAGGCGGAUAAAAAAGUUACGAAAGCAAACAGAAUCACUGCCUCCCCACCCCGGCCUGACUGGAGCUGAAUGUUCGGAGCAAAUGAAGGUGUCAAAAUGACAAGCAGAGACAGCAAAAAAAAAAAAACCAUUGCCCCUCCACACACACACGUACACACAGAAACACACACACAUACACACAGAGAAACACUCAAGUGGAGUUGGGUCUGGCUGGACGUGCGAUGGAUGGAUGACUGCCUUCCUGGUCCUGCCAGCCUUCUGUCUAUCCGCCUGCCUGCCGCCCACUAGAUGGCAGAUCCCUGUGUAAAUGGCAAAGCGACAGCAACAUUUGCUAACUUUGCUGCAACGACAACACGGAAGCGACAAGAGCAACAACAGCAACGGAUACUACAUAAAUGUAUCUGUAUCCAUCUAUUCGAUGGCCGUGCAUUGUAUUGCAGUUACGUGCUCGAUGGUCCAGCAAAAUGGAGACUCGCAAAAAAAAUCUCUAAAACAAAAUCGGCAAAAGACUGUAAAAAAUACAAACCAAACCAUUUUCCCAAUGAAAAAACUUGAAUACACUCUCUGAAUCAAUAUGAAUCGGGGACAAAUAGAAUGUAUAGAAUAUGUACACGAAUUAAUUGGCUUCCAGUGGAGCAGUGAAAAUAAAAAUAGAAUUUGGUGUACAUUUUCCACAAUGAUAUUUCAUAUCUGUCCAUGCGACUCAACCCCUAGUUGGUAGUGUAUCUACAGAACGCGCAAUGGAGACAAGCGAAUGGCUUAAAGACUUUGCCAGUGCCAACUGCUUACCAACUUGCCAGAUCGCAGCGAGGAUUUAACUUGUAGCGAAACUUUAAAUGAGUUCAAGUGGAUUAGGUUUUGCACAACAAUUCCAGGCCCACCCACAGUCA